Molecule: messenger RNA, 591 nt
Organism: Thlaspi arvense
Lineage: Eukaryota; Viridiplantae; Streptophyta; Magnoliopsida; Brassicales; Brassicaceae
Source: the annotation of a GenBank genome assembly
AUGCGAGAAACACAACAUUGGUUUAAUGACAAGGAAGACGACUGGGGUUUCACAUCCAUGUUGCCCCUUUACGAACCUGAGGACAAAGAUGGUGGGUUUCUUGUGAACGGAAAUGUGAAGAUUGUUGCCGAGGUAGAUGUUCUUGAAGUUGUUGGGAAAUUAGAUGUGUCUGAGGAAACUUUAUCAGUUAAAGAAAGCAUAGAUGUUAACGAGUUUCAAGUUCUUCCUUCACAGGUAGAGUUCGUGAACCGACUGUUUGAGAGAUACUCAGACAUUGCAUCAAAGUUUCGACCCAAAAAUCCACAUCUGAAGACAGCUUACAUGAACGUUCUACUCAGCCUGACCAUGAUGAUCCGCCAGUCGCCUGAAAAUCUCUCCAAGGAUGAUCUUGUUGAUGCAUAUGCUGCACUGGGGUCUUUAGGGUGGUUGGAGAAGAAACUCGACGAGUUGUCAGAGAAGAAGGGCAAAGAGGAAGCUUGUGAGAAGUGCUCAGAUCUCGAAACUCUGUUGGAUAAGGAGAAAGCAGAGUUGUUGGCAGCUAGGGCUCCACUGUUGUACGAUGAUUUUUUUUUGGAUGAUUUGAGUUCUUAG